AUGGAGACAGGCACGGAAAGUGACAGAGUGCAUGCUCUGUCGCUCGUUUCUCAGUUCGGAGAGAGGAUGACGGCCAUUUUGUCGGCAAACAUCCUCCUGUCAGCAUUCCUUGUAUUCCUCUGCUAUUUGCUCCACGUUCGCUACAACACGGCCCUACGUGCGGUGCCGGGUCCGCUGCUUGCCAGUUUUACAAGACUGUGGAAGGUCAAGACCAUUCUGACGGCCAGACAAGAGUUGGUGCUGCUGGAGCUCCACCGCAAGCAUGGUAAAAGCCAUCUUGUGCGGAUAGGACCUAAUGAAAUCAGCGUGUCAGAUCCAGGGGCCUUGAAGGUGAUUUACGGCGCCGGGACCAAGUUCACCAAGACGAGUUGGUAUCCAUCUUGGAGCAUGGGAGGCCAGUCUGGCAAAUACGACGUCUUUUCAGACCCGACGACCGAGGGCCACGCCGCGUCCAAGAGGAUGGUGUCGCACUCGUACUCCAUGGCGGCGGUCAACGAGUUGGACCUGUUUGUUCAACGCCCAGUGGACCGGCUGCUCCAGCGAUUCGGGGAGCACACCGAUGGUGGCACGCCCAUGAACCUGGCCGACUGGCUUCAGUGGUUCGCGUUCGACGUGAUCGGCGAGGUGUCGUUUUCCAAACAAUUCGGGUUCCUCGACGCCGGCAAGGACAUUGACGACACGUUAAAGGCCAUCGACGAGACGCUGUGGUCGGGCAUCGUCAUUGCAGAGCUUCCAGAAUUGGACAGGAUCCGGAAGAGCUCUCUUUUCAAGUAUUUGCCCGUCGUCGGAGGUUAUGACCAGAGGCUCAACAUCAUAAUCGGGCAAGCCCAACAAGUGCUGUCUGAGCGGCGUCGAGGCCGUGAGGUGGAUCGGCGGGACUUGUUGUCUCGAUUUUUCCAGGUCCAGCGAGAGAACCCCGGCAAAUUCGACGACCUGGACCUGCAAGUCACCAUCACGGUCAACAUCUUUGCCGGCUCCGACACGACGAGCAUCGCCCUGCGGGCCAUUUUGUACUACGCCAUCACCAACCCGCGCUGUUACGACAAGCUGCUGCUCGAGCUGGACGAGGCCGUGCGCAGCGGGCGGAUCUCGAAACAGACGACGCUGGCCGAGGCUCAGAGUCUCCCUUACCUUCAAGCGUGCAUCAAGGAGGCCAUGAGGCUUCACCCGAGUCUCGGCACCCAGCACACGCGUUACGUGCCCGAGGGAGGAGUGGUCCUCGCGGGGACCUACCUACCAGCCAGGACGACCGUGGGAAUCAAUUCCUGGGUCAUGCACAGUCAAACGGCCAUCUUUGGCCCCGACGCCGACCAGUAUCGACCAGAGAGGUGGAUCGACGGUGACAAGUCCUUGAUGGACCGCCACUUUAUGAGCUUCGGAUACGGCGCGCACAUGUGCCUGGGCAAAAACAUUGCCUUGCUUGAGAUCAACAAAGUCAUUCCGCAGAUUUUGCUUCACUAUCACCUUCGUCUCGCACACCCGGAAGAUGGAGGCUGGAGCUGCACCAGUCACACGUUUGUGCAGCAGAGGAAAUUUCACGUCAUUGUGGAACGCAGGAAACAGUAA
Molecule: messenger RNA, 1566 nt
Organism: Cladophialophora psammophila CBS 110553
Lineage: Eukaryota; Fungi; Ascomycota; Eurotiomycetes; Chaetothyriales; Herpotrichiellaceae
Exons: 6
Coding region: 1-1566 (521 amino acids)
Molecular function (GO): oxidoreductase activity, acting on paired donors, with incorporation or reduction of molecular oxygen; heme binding; monooxygenase activity
Source: RefSeq, a predicted model, not a curated record